Malaya genurostris is the source of this 7772-nucleotide messenger RNA. It is a transcript of the gene spg, whose product is annotated as dedicator of cytokinesis protein 3. Gene Ontology annotation, molecular function: guanyl-nucleotide exchange factor activity; small GTPase binding. The transcript has 12 exons. NCBI's taxonomy places the organism in Eukaryota, Metazoa, Arthropoda, Insecta, Diptera, Culicidae. Gene Ontology annotation, cellular component: plasma membrane; cytoplasm. The record is from RefSeq and is a predicted model, not a curated record. Bases 695 to 6754 code for a protein of 2019 amino acids. Gene Ontology annotation, biological process: small GTPase-mediated signal transduction.
GAGAGAGCAAAGGGCAGUUUCGUGUAGACGUUGCGCGAAGAAAGUCGUCGUUUUCUUGUUGUCGGUUUUAGUUCAGUGUGACGUUUGCAAACUGUGCAGUGCAGUGGAAACCACUUGCAUAUUCGGCGAGAAAAAAAAAGAGAAAAUCCUCGCAGAUUUGCGAUAUCCCCUAGCUGGGCAAUGAUUUCCAGUAAAAUUGUGGGCCUGGUUUGAAAGUUCCGCGUAUGUUUUUCGAUCUCUCCGAGUGUUCGGAACCGUGCCGUCGUAGGGUAGCAUUCUCGAAUUAUUGAUUUUUCUCAAUUGUCACUUUUUAGCGGUUGUGUUCGUAGUGAUUGAACUUGGCAAAGUUAAUAGUGAAAAUACCUGAUCGGGAGUGAGGCAAACCACGGCCGCAAACAGCGGAGUGACCGUCGUCGUCUUCCUGCAGUGCCAUCAAUGUCGCAAGCAGUUUAGCUAGUGUUGUGUUAAAAUAUAGCGACCCCGGCAGGAAGUGGGUUGGUGAAAAAGAAAAAGAAAAAAAGUGAUAAAUUGCUGUCGGUGGAAGGUUAGUCCGAGGUAGUAAGCCCCCGGAACCUUGUCACCAGGGCGACUUGUGCAUCUCGACUGAAAUUCACCUCAAAACAAUGGAUUAUUAACCAUCGAAUCUCAACGGGCAGGAAGUAAUCUCCAAUACGAGUUAAACGGAAUAUUCAUCAUGUGGAUUCCAACGAACAACAAAUACGGAGUCGCCAUCCACAACUGGCACGGACGCGUCACCCACGGACUGGCACUGGACGUUGGCGAUUUCGUCGAGAUACUGGAGGAAACGACACACUGGUUUCGGGGCACCUGUCCACGGAAACCGCGCAAAGUGGGUCUCUUUCCGAAAACGUACAUCCACCUGAAAGACCUGGCCAAGCUGGACCCGGUGGUGGCCGAGUGUACCCUGGUACUGCGCGAGUGGUCCGAAAUAUGGAAGAAACUGUUUGUGGAACGCGAGGAAUACAAAUUCACCUCACUGCGGAAGGUGAUGCUGGCAUUGCUGGAAAGUCGACGGGAGUUGCUGAGCGCCACCCUCACUCAGGACCAGACGUACGAUCUACAGAUGAAAGUGAUCUCGAAGAUCGAUUGGGGCAAUCGAAAACUAGGCUUAGAUUUAGUGCCAAGAUUAGGAACGCUGGCGGUUGAUCCGCACAAGAUCGGCAUCGUAUCGCUGCAUCAAGUGCACGUCAACAGUGCCGAAAAUGCCAAAGCUGCCUCGAAUCGAGGCACACUGCGCCGUAAAGCAGGCAAAAAAGUGCUCACCCAUCACCUGUACUUUUGCAUGCGUGACUUCGGCCAUCGGAUCGGGGACGACGCCGAGAUCUACUUCUAUCUGUACGAUGGAAACACAAGCCGGAUGCGGGCCUUGUCCGAACGGUUUCUGGUUCGUAUUGCCAAAGACGGGUUCUCCACGUACGUCGAAACGUCGCAUAACUGUACGGUAUUUACCGAUCUGGGUUCAUCCGAUUUGAACCAGGAUCUGUACCUGAUCGCCAACGUUAUGCGGCUCGGAAAAAUGCUACACUCGGAAUCGGUCAAGAAGGGCGACAAAUUUGUUAGCAAUCAUUCCUACCGGAGACCGUACGGUAUCGGCGUUCUGCCGUUGAGUGAAAUCGGACAGUUUGAUCAGACGGUGGAAUCGGAAGAGAAGGAAUUCAGUUUCAAGAUAUUCCAGUGUGAGGAAAAAGAUUACCACCAACUGCACGAGCUAAUUAUUAAGAAGGCGAGUGGAAAAUUUCAACCCAUCAAUGCCAGCACCCAGAGUCAUUACGGAUUGGUUGUUUCGCUGAAGCUGAUUCAUGGUGGUUUGGGACAGGCAAAGAUUGAGCAACCUAUACUGUUCCAGGGAACGGCCAUCACCAAAAAGAUCGGAUUUCCCGAUGUCAUCAUGCCGGGUGACGUACGGAACGAUCUUUUCCUAACACUGGAACGAGGAGAGUUCGAAAGGGUCGGCAUUAGUACGGCUAAGAACAUUGAAAUUACUACCCUUGUGCUGGAUGAAAACGGUAGGAUCGUGCAGGAAUGUAUCGCCAUUGCGGCCGGCAAUUCGCUUCAGGCGUACUACAAAUCUAUGGUGCUGUACCACAACAAUUCACCGGCUUGGAACGAAACCAUUCGGAUGUUCGUGCCGAUCGAUAAGUUUAGUAAAGCUCACGUGCGGUUUGAGUUUCGAAGUUGCUCGACUCGGGACAAAUCGGAUCCCAAAUUGUUCGGAUUUAGUUUCGCCCGUCUGAUGGAACCGGGAGGAGCCACCAUCGCGGACGGUUCGCACGAACUGUACGUGUACAAGUGUGAGGAUAUCCUUAAAGUUCAGCCCAACAUUUACCUUCGGCUUCCGUGUUCGGCCAACGACAAACAUGCUCAUACUUUGGAAUCGAACUCCUCGUACCAUCGAAGUUCGAAGGAGGCAUUCUUCGUCAAAACGAUACUAUGUUCUACCAAACUAACCCAAAAUAGUGAUCUCCUGUCGCUGCUUCAGUGGCGUAACCAUCCGGAACGUAUUCAGGAUUCGCUGCAGCGAGUACUGAGACUUCACAACGAAGAACUGAUCAAGUUUUUGCAGGACGUUCUGGACGCUCUGUUUGCCAUGUUUUCCACAGACGAUGGAAACAGUACUCCACACUCCGGACUGGUUUUCCACGUGUUGGUGUCGAUUUUUAGUCUGAUGCAAAGCAGUAAAUUUCAACACUUCAAACCCGUUAUGGAUGCCUACAUCAAGGAUCACUUCGCUGCUCCGUUGGUCUACAAAGGUUUGCUCUCGUCAGUGCAACAUCUAGCCGAUUGGAUGAUGACGGCGGAAAAUCUUGAACCUAUCCUGCAAUGUUUCACUUCGUUGGAAUUUAUCUUCAAGCUGAUCAUUCAAAGCCGCAAGUUGUUUGCUCAUGCCUCCGGUGGACAGUACGAGGACAAAUUCAAGCACGAUCUGUUUGCCGUGUUCACGUCGCUCAACGGGAUGCUACUGGUGGUCAGUCAUCCUCACAUUCUACCCACCCAGGAGGCUCUGCUUGCCUCAAUCGGUGUAGUUUUCGAGCAGCUGCAAACAAUUAUCACCAAAGCCGAACUGGAGAUGCUAGUCAAAGGCAUGCUGGACGCGGUACCAAAGGAAGCUCAACCUCCGCUUAUUCAAGCAAAAUUAAAAUCUAUCAAAGACUUGGUCUCCGGUCAGCUGUUCCAAGACGAUGAACUUCGCUCGGUCAUUCUAAAUAUUGCCUGCAAACAUCUGCGGACUCAUUUGGCUCGGCGAGACGAGUUACGGCUAUGUUCGGAAAUUCUAGCUGAAGUACUGAUCAAACUGCAUGACGCCAAGCUGGAGAAUGGCGAAAAACCAUCGAAUGCCAUCCAUCAUGACUUGGAUACACUGUUUUCGAACAUCUUCACGAUUCUGAUGCAAACCAUCAACGUACUCGGUAACGGUGGCAAUGAUUCGUUAGUCUGCGCCCUGUUUGCGGUGAUGCUGGGUCUUAUGCAGCUGCUGGACGAAUCCCACUAUCAGCGAAUGUGGGACCGGCUUAGUUCGGUCGGCAAUAACAAAGAUCUGAAGGAUUUCAUUCAGCAGUGUCUGAGCAUCUUCAAGGAUAUUCUGGAACAGGAUUGGAUGAUUUUCUCCAAGGACUGGCUGGUGAUGAAGAUGUCAUCGAACGAGGUACUGCGCAAAACACUGGAGGAACUGGCCAAACCGCUGGUGUACCGAUUUCUCGGAUCGCAAUCGUUCGACUCGCAGCUCUGGUGGACGUACUUCAGUGUGGCGGUAAUUUUUCUCACCCAACCGUCCCUGCAGAUCGAGCAGUACCACGAGACGAAGCGGCGCAAAAUUCUCAGCACCCACGGCGACAUGCGCGUUGCCAUGGGCUUUCAAAUAUUGAGCAUGUGGUCCCAGCUUGGGGAGCACAAGCUGCACUUCAUCCCGUCGAUGGUCGGACCGUUCCUGGAGGUUACGCUGGUACCGGAACCGGCCCUGCGGAAGGCUACGUUCACCGUGUUCUACGAUAUGAUGCAGUGCGAGCAGGUAUCUCGUGGCUCAUUUCGGCUGGUGGAAAGUGAGUUGAUCGACAAGCUGGAUUUGCUGAUCAGCGAGAACAAAGGUGAUGAUGAGUACCGCGAACUGUUCAGCACCAUUUUACUGGAGCGUGUCCAGGCCGAAAAUCCUUCCUGGCGUGAGGCUGGGACGGCAUUCAUAUCAUCCGUCACUCGACUACUGGAGCGUUUGCUAGACUACCGUAGUGUGAUGCAAGGUGACGAGAACCGUGACAAACGAAUGACCUGCACCGUAAAUCUGCUGAAUUUCUACAACGAUGAAAUCAACCGGAAGGAGAUGUAUGUGAGAUACAUUUACAAACUGUUGGAUCUUCAUCUGGGAGCGGAAAACUACAUCGAGGCCGGAUUGACCCUGAAACUCUAUGCCGAUAUGCUUUCCUGGGACAGUGAGAACAUUUCGGACGAAGCCAACGGUCCGAUGGAAUGGGAACAGAAGGAAAAGAUUUACAAAAAUAUCAUAAACUACUUCGACAAGGGAAAAUGUUGGGAGAAGGGAAUUCCACUAUGCAAGGAGUUGGCCAUGUUUUACGAACGAAAAAGGUUCGAUUAUAAUCGGUUAAGUGACGUGCUGAUCCAGGAGGCCAAGUUUUUCCAGAAUAUUUUGACCCAGUUGCGACCGGAACCGGAGUACUUUCGCGUUGGUUAUUACGGGACUGGAUUCCCUUCGUUUGUUAGGAACAAACAAUUUAUCUACCGUGGACUGGAGUACGAGCGAAUUGGUGCGUUCAUCCAGAGGCUUCAGAUUGAGUUUCCGGCGGCUCAGAUUCUAGACAAGAAACACUACCCGCCGGAUAGUUCCAUCCUCAAUUCACCGGAACAGCGCUUCCACGUGGUCAACGUGCGUCCUAUUUCCGAUCCCAGUCAUUUGAAAAGUGCCAAAGUUACCGUUCCGGAGAAGAUUUCCAAAUACUACGAGGUUAACGAUGUUACAAAGUUCCAGUACGACCGUCCCGUCCACAAGGGUGUUGUCGAUAAGGAGAAUGAAUUCAAAUCGCUCUGGAUCGAACGGACGAUCUACGAUACUGCUCAGCCACUUCCGGGUAUCCUACGUUGGUUCGAAGUGACAAAUGCCUCCAUCCAUGAGUUGACACCGGUCGAGUUCGCCUGCGAAACGGUGGCCAACGUGAACAAGGAACUGUCCGAUCUCAUCGUCCAGUAUCGGUUGGAACCGAAGCGAAAUUUGAACCCCUUUACGAUGCGUCUGCAGGGAUCGGUGGAUGCCAACGUGAACGGAGGUUUCAACAAGUAUCAGGAUGCGUUCUUUACCGAGCGCUUUUCGAAAUCUCCCGAAGGUCGCGAUCAGAGUAUUUACGUGCAGCGGUUGAAACGGUUGAUUUUUGAGCAGAUGCAAAUCUUACGCCAAGCGUUGGAACUACACCGGAGCCUGGCUUCGGACGAAGUUCUUCCACUGCACAAUCGUCUUUCGGAGGCGUUCCUAGAGCUGGAGAAAAGUACCGCCGAAUGGAAGACUAACAUUAACAUUCCAACUAAACCGCUUCCACCGCUUCCGAUCGCAAACGUCCACUCGAACCCGUCGGCGUCGGGUGGCAUGACAGCAUCCGGAAAUUCUCAGAAUUAUUUUUUUGAGGAUCACGACGAGACCUACACUUACCUCAGUAGGAAAACACUGUCCUUAUCGGGGAUCGUUCCAAUGACGGCCAUGACAUCGUCUCCCAUUCCGGCUCCUCAGGUUCCCCCGAGAGAUUCACUUACCUCGUCUCCUUCAGCGCCACCACUUCCUCCGCGGGGUCACACUCCGGAUAAGCGUAGCUCCAAUCCAAUGCCAUUCACUGAGUUCGUAGAACAACAACAGCAGCAGCAGGGCUCGGCACCUGCUCGUCCGCGAUCAAAAAAGUAUUCCUUGUAUGAAAUUUCUCUCAACGAAAGUAUGAACCAAAGCUACGGUAGUCCAAGAAGUUCUAGUGAAUUGAAAGGUCAAUACGACAUCGGAAUAUUCAAUCGAGAUUCGGGGAUCUCAACGAGUUCGCAAGAACUGAACAAUCUCAAUAACGGUACCCAGCAGGUUUCCACAGCGAAUAACCUCCAUCAUUAUCACCAGCCGAUGUCGGUUUCGGCUGUACCGACUGAAGAGUACAACAUUUCUUUGAACGGAAACGGUGCAACAACACCGCGUGGUCACCAGAAAACCAAUUCCAAUCCGGAAGCUUACAACCAGAUGAUGAACAGCCAGGAUCUAAAAAUGAACACCAUCAACACGUCGAUGAGCAAACUGACGAUGGCGAAUGGUUCCGGAGCUCCUCAUUCACCUCCACCACCGAUUCCACCCAAGUCAGCGUCGCUUCAGCAUCAACAUUCCUUCUCGUCACCGGGACAACCUCCACCGCAUCACCAUCAUCACCACCAGCGGAACCAAUCGUUGAAUUUGAGCCAUAAUUCUUCUUCCGAAGGGGAUGCAAUAAGUUUGAAUGACAUAAGCCCCGCACCGCCACCGUUCAAUGACACGUUCAGCGAUUCCUACAGCGAUGACUGCGAAAGCAACACCAUGGUUACGAGCUCCAAUCCGGCCGAAAUGGCUGCCUACUGUGUACCGAAGGUCGUGCAACAACCGUCAACCGGUGGCAGUCUAGGCAGACGGUCAUUGAAUGGUGAUGAACUUUGCGGUGGAAUUGUCGAGGUUCGGAAUACGACCAUGGUUCCCAUGAGACAGGAUGAUGAUGACGAAGAGAUCUUCUACUAGAAUUUUGUCUCUCUCUCACUCUUUGCUCUGGCAGUUCGUUUUCCAAACUAGUUCUAAGCUAAUAAUGGUAGGUAAGUGCAAAUAUACGAGGAAAAAAACGGAAGCAUGUCGCAGGCGUCGAAAUACUCAAGUUUAACAGGAUAAACCAUGUGUUGUAAUUGAUACCAACGAUCUUCUCUGGUUGUUCGCUUUGCUCGUCAGCUUGAAAACCCAGAGACGACGAAACAAAGGCUUUUCUUUUUUAGAUUGAACCUCAAAUACCAGGUGAUGUGUAACUAAGUAUAUUUACCGGGGGAAAAACUGGUCAAACGCCAAACAAUUUUUAGCUUGUAAGUUAUAUACAUGAAACAACAACCAAACUAUACACGUAUAUCUACGAGAUAAAGAUAAAACUACUACACGUAAGUCGGAAAAUAUGGUAAAAUGCUGUGAAUAUUUAUAUACAACAUACGUAAACAGUAACUAAACUUUUGACUUUUGGCCGCGGAAACAAUCCCAGAACCCUAGAUGGCUAACAAGAUUUCAAUUCAGUCUAUUAAAUUUAAUUCAAUUUCCAAAAAGUAGCCAAAAUGCUUGAUUAUGCUUUGAAGCACGUUUGACUGUUUCUUCGUUAUAUCCGUUUAUUAAUGGAUCUGCAAAACAAACAAACAAACAAAAAAACUAAUCUAAAAUUGAUAUUACUCUGAUUGAUAACCAAAUGAACACUUGAAAAAAAAAAUGAUUCUAAAAGCAAACAUAUUACCACUUAAAGACAGGAAGCAGGUUUGAAAUAAUGAUUAAUAAAAUUACGAUACUAGUCAAGUGGUGAAGUGUGGAAUGGUGGAUUUAUCGGGAGGCACUGAGGAACACGGUCCAACGGGAAGGGGAAGCAUUUUUGCUUCCCCGUUUUUUGAAUAAACGAACACCACAGCCACAGAAAUGAUCUGAUGUGAAACCAAGAAACUUGUGACCGAAUAUGAAUGAUAUCCCAUUUGCUGAAAUGGUAAAAUAAAAUAUUCAAGAAAUUUUAUACAUGGAA